AUGUCUCGCAUUAUUAGCAGGAGACACUUCUCGCUGGCAAAAGCAAGUCUUCUGUCCUAUCAGCAACAACUCCAUAACUCAGUGGAGAAUGUGUCUGCUUUAUUGGAAGCAAACGAUAGACUGUCGUACUUGCUAGCACAAUAUGUUCCUGAGCCAGCCAGAAACGCCUUUCUAGCCAUACGUGCCUUUGGACUAGAGGUCAAUAAGAUUUCGGAUGGUGGAAGCAACGUCGGAUCACGAGCUUCGAAAGCUCUGAGUCAAUUGUCUAGUUCCAUGGGAAUCUCUACCGCAGACAUGAAAUUCAAAUUUUGGAGUGAUCUCAUUGGCAAAGCCUUUUCCGGCCACGGUGAAAUUGGCGAGCCUACGGCUUUCUUGCUCAGAGAUGCCUUGGAUAAUGGCUUAAAUUUGGACAUUGCUCAUUUUCACCAGUUUCUUCAGACCAGAAGCUAUUUCUUGAAAACAAACCAAUUCAACACGGUGAAUGACAUCUGCUCGUACGGAGAAGGCACUUAUUCGCAGCUCAAUUAUGCCACUCAGGGUUUGCUCUUGUCUCCGUCCAUUUCUCCUUCAGUGAUUCACAUGUUAGAAUUGUCUACUUCUCUCCAGACGAAAGUGGGAGACAUCGCUGCGCACAUUGGCCAGGCCACCGCUGUCAGCUCCAUGAUAUUGGGGCUCCACUAUUACUCCACUACUCGUAACCAUGUGACUGUUCCUGUGGACCUCAUGACGAAGUUUGAGCUUUCACAAGAGGCGGUGUUGCGUUUGACUCAGGGACAUAUGAGCGAGCCUGCUGAGGUUGCAGAGACCAAAGAAAAGUUGCAGAACGUUGUUUUCGAGACGGCUGUAACUGCCAACGACCAUCUUUUGUCUGCACGGACAAAAUUGGAUCAGGUCAAGAGUGAGAUUGCUGAGCUUGUUGGUUCGAGACCCAACGAUGGUCUUCUUGGCCAGAAGAGCAAAAGGUGGCGCAAAGGAUUACCGGAUGUGGUGUUUGUGCCGUUCAUGGUGUCCAUUCCAACGUCGUUGUACUUGCAGAAGCUUGAGAAGUACGAUUUUGAUGUGUUGAGUCCCAAGCUUCAACAGAAGGAGUGGAGGUUGCCAUGGAAGUCGUUUCUCAGUUACUACCAGCGGAAAAUUUAA
Molecule: messenger RNA, 1140 nt
Organism: Sungouiella intermedia
Lineage: Eukaryota; Fungi; Ascomycota; Pichiomycetes; Serinales; Metschnikowiaceae
Source: the annotation of a GenBank genome assembly